AUGGAGAUUGAGGCUGGGGGUGAUGUUCUAGAAGACGUGGUGGUAAUGGAUGAGAAUAAUCGACUCGUUUCACCGGUGGGGGAGCAGAUGACCAAAGAGUUAUGUAGGUCGUUGGAGCUGGAGGAGGAGAUGGUAGAUGCCAGCUCCCCAGAAAUGCAGCCCAUAGAAGAAGAUGAUACUCCUGGGACUUUCGUCCCUAGUACCGUGGAAUAA
Messenger RNA from Oldenlandia corymbosa var. corymbosa, 213 nucleotides. NCBI's taxonomy places the organism in Eukaryota, Viridiplantae, Streptophyta, Magnoliopsida, Gentianales, Rubiaceae. The record is from the annotation of a GenBank genome assembly.